Emiliania huxleyi CCMP1516 is the source of this 1508-nucleotide messenger RNA. RefSeq lists its product as hypothetical. The coding region runs from base 30 to 1241 and encodes 403 amino acids. The record is from RefSeq and is a predicted model, not a curated record. The transcript is spliced from 11 exons. Gene Ontology annotation, biological process: signal transduction. NCBI's taxonomy places the organism in Eukaryota, Haptophyta, Isochrysidales, Noelaerhabdaceae. Gene Ontology annotation, molecular function: GTPase activator activity.
UCCUUUGCUUGGGCUGCCGAUCGGCUUCGAUGGCCACAGAGCGGUCAGAUUUCUCCACUGCGUCGGCUGCCCAGAGCGACGCGGCGUGGUACUUCAUCGACAGCAAUCGGGCGUACCGCGGGCCAAUCAGCGGGGAGACCCUCCACUUUCUCUACAGCACGAAUGCCAUCACAAAGCAGACCUACGUCUUCACCGAGAAGCUAAGCUCGUCGCGCCAGUGGACGAGAAUACGCAAGAUCGACUGGCUCUACAAGUCCCUGGAGCAGCCCACCGCGAGCUCGCGUGCCGCCUCCCAGAGGGCGACCGCGCAGCCGGUAAAAGAGGCGGCGGGCGAGGGAGCGGGGCAGGAGGCAGGGGAGGCGCCCGCCAGCCCGGCAUCCAAAUCGCCGUCUCCCGCUUCGCCUCCGCGUACCCUCGGCUCCGCGCCGGCCAAGGGUGCUGCCGGCAUGCUCCCGGCGGGCGCGGCGGCUGGGGCAAGCCUCUCCGAGCGGCUGAUAGGGCGGGGCUCGGCGGCGAAAGGCGCCACUGGCGCGGCGACCAGCGCCGAGCCCAGUCGCACGAUGAGCCUGGCCGCCGGCAAGCGCUGGCUCGGGCUAGGGAGGGGCAAAGGGUCGUCGCGCUUCGGUGUCAAGCUCGACGAGGCGCGCCUCGGGGACGACGGAGUGCCGGAGGUGCUGCAAGAGCUGCGCACCUUGCUGAUGGCGCGCAAGGGACACCGCAACGAAGGCAUCUUUCGGGUGUCGCCCGCCACUUCGGCCCUCCAGGCGUCUCGCGCGCUGGUCGAGGCGGGGCAGACCUCAAAGGUCAGCGACCUCGAGUCGGUCGCGCAGCUCAUCAAGGUUUGGUUCCGCGAGCUGCCCGAGUCCGUCUUUGGCGCCGACCGCGAGACCGGCAUCGUCGCGCCCAUCGUCGACGGCGACUUCACCACCGGCGCCGGCUGCUACGAGGCGAUGCAGGGGUUGCCGGAGCCGCGCCGUUCGACGGUGCGCUGGCUACUCGAGCUGAUCGGAGACGUCUGCAGGUACGAGUCCGAGAACCGGAUGACGGCGCAGUCGAUGAUCAUCGUGUUUGCGCCGAACCUGAUUGUCCCGCGGGCGGACCUAGACCCGCUCUCGGCGCUGCAGGUCAACCAGCACGUCGUCCGCUUCAUGGAGCUCCUCUUCGGCCACUGGAACGAGGUUGGAGGGCCCGCCACCCGCAUCACCGCGUCGACGGCCUCUCCGCAGGUGGACCCGCCGUAGGUGGACCCCGCCGUAGGGGGGCGCCGGGGCAACCACCGGCGGCGGGCCGGGGCGGGGGGGGGCAGGUGACCCCAGCCGAGGCUGUCAGGGCGAGGGAUGUGGGAGACGCACGGCGGGGGAGGGUGCUGUCUGUGCCGACACUCUCGUGAAUGCACCCGUGAUGCGGGAUAAAGGACGGGGUGCACAUGCGCGACUCGCCGGGUACGGCGCCGGGACGCAUAUUUUCUGUCUAGUUGCCUCAAGUUCCGCCCCCGAGAGAAAGAUAUG